Fusarium poae is the source of this 846-nucleotide messenger RNA. RefSeq lists its product as uncharacterized. The coding region runs from base 1 to 846 and encodes 281 amino acids. NCBI's taxonomy places the organism in Eukaryota, Fungi, Ascomycota, Sordariomycetes, Hypocreales, Nectriaceae. Gene Ontology annotation, molecular function: metallopeptidase activity. The transcript has 3 exons. The record is from RefSeq and is a predicted model, not a curated record.
AUGCAUUUUCAAUCAGCUCUUGCCCUGGGCCUUUUAGCUAACACUGUCACAGCUGCCCUCACGAGCUGCGGUACCAAUGGCUCUAGUCAGGCUUUGAGGGGCCUGUCUAAAGAACUGCAAAAUGAACCUUUGGCAAUUCGCGGCCAGAGAAAGAAUGUCGAGAUUCAGACGUUUGUACAUAUUGUUGCAGCCAGCGAAAAGGAAGAUGAUGGAUAUCUUACUGAAGAGACUGUCAAGAGUGAGAUCAGCCGACUGAACGAGGCUUAUAAGCCUUGGGACUUCUCCUUCAAGCUCGUGAAGACGACCAGGAUCAUUAAUGAAUCUUGGGCGGACAACUAUGGUGAUUCACCCUUCGGGAACGACACUGAGCCUGACAUGAGAGCAGCUCUUCGCGAGGGAAGCUACCAAGACUUGAACCUAUUCUUCGUCAGAAACAUGGUCCCUAAUGGCAAGUGCGAGCUCCCUGUCCCAGAUGUGACAGACGAUACUGUUCUCUGGGACGGCUGCAUCAUGAGAUCUGAUAACCCUGGCGAGCUUCCCCCCACCUUUGGCAAGGUCACUAUCCAUGAAGUUGGCCACUGGUUAGGCCUUGAGCAUACCUUUUUGAAUGGUUGCGAGGAGCCAGGAGACUACGUCGAGGAUACCCCUUACGAAGCUUUCCCUGUUGGGGGUGAUUCCUGUGCCGAGCCUGGCCGCAAUACUUGUCCCGAUAAGCCUGGUCUGGAUCCUGUCGACAACCACAUGACAUAUGUCAAACAUGAUUGUGGUCCGCUGAGGUUCACGCCUGGUCAGGCUGAACGAAUGCACAAGAUUUGGAAGAAGCUUCGUGCGAACUCGGCGAUUUAG